UAUCUGCUGGGGAAUUCCCGGUUCGACAUUACGCGCUUAAAAUUACCGGCGGAAUCUCAUUUCCAGUGUAAGCUUCAAACCGAAUAGACGUUUUUUUGUGGAGGUGCGAUUACAACUACAAUGGGUCGAUCACUUAUGUUGGCAGUUUUUUGGCUCCUGGUAGCUGGGACACUCGUUUCAGCCGAAAUAUUAAUACAAUGUUCGGAAGAUUUGAGUUGUCGUUUAUUGGGACGUGAUUCUAACGCUAUGGCACGUAAAUUGUACCAGCAAAGCAAUGUUCGAAAUGUGGAUCUGCAUGGAAAUUUGUUGGAUACUUUCGAUACCAAUAUUCUCGGGAGUUUGCGCUACCUGCAAUCAUUGAACAUAUCGUUCAAUUUGCUGCAGGAUAUUGCGUUGCACAAUUUGCAGUUGGAAACCAUUGAUAUUACUUACAAUAAUAUAUCCACAGUGUAUGUUGCAGCUUCCGUGAAAAAUUUGUAUGCCAAACGAAAUCAGUUGCAUAGGAUUCAAGUUGCUCCCGGAAGCCAUAUGACGAAUCUAGUGCUAUCGAUGAACAAAUUGGAAAAUUUGGACAAAUUAGGUUCAAUGCAAUCACUGGCUUUUCUCGAUCUAUCCUGCAAUUUGAUCAUGCAUGUAAAUUUUGACGAUAUUAAUACGUUGACAUCGUUGGAAAGUUUGAAUUUAGCCAAUAAUCGCAUUACCCGAUUGUCUGGGCAGCUGAGCAAUCGGAAACUCAAACACAUCGAUUUGUCUAACAAUUGGUUAGUAGCAAUUGACACGGGUUUCCAAAAUGUCGUUGCGUUAGAGACGUUGUUGCUACAAAAGAAUCGAAUUGCCUUUAUUGAAACAACACUCAGCCCUUCAGUAAAGUAUGUUGGUUUGUCUGGAAAUGACUGGGAUUGCAAAAAACUAAGCAAUUUUCUAAGUGGAAAGCGAUUUGAACAUGAUCAAGAUCAUGAACCGUGCUCGUUUGAAGCUAGAAUGAAAGUGUGCUGUACAUCAUUGCAUCCGCUGAUGGCUGCUCGGCUCAUAAAGUAUCAUCGAGAUGAGUUUUUGGCGCUUAAAAAAUCAUCAAUCUUGCGGAACUCUAGCACCACCGAUUGCAGUACUAACAAACCUGGGCCCUGUGAUGGCGAUGAUGAACUGGUGUACAAUGUGGCUAAUGGAGCACUUUAUAACUCUCAGGCUAUCGUACUAUCUGAGAAAGAGCGUCUGGAGCAAAAAGUUACUAACAAAGAUCAUGAUUUGAAAACCGCUCAGAGCGUGCUCAACCGCAUUCGGAUGCAAUUUGACAAGGAUAACAAAGAACUAAAUGAUUUGACAGACUUCAUCGCCAACGAAUAUUUCACUAAACAACUCAGUGGAGAAACGGAUCCGUUAAGGCAAUUAAUUAGCCUAUUCGAGAAGUACGAAACCAAAAACACUGCCUUGAUGGACGAGAUUAAAAAAGAGGAAGAGGAGAACAAGCGUAAUCUGCAAGAAUUGUCAGUUGUUGAGGGUGAAUUGGAGGAGCUGCAACAAAAGAAAAACAAUUUACUAAAUACGAUUGGCAAACAUAACAAGACCAUCACAAACUAUAACGAACAAAUUGACCGUUUGAUGGCAAAGAUAAACGGUUGAGCUUGGAAUGGUGAAUUCACAUUUUGUCAGUUUUCCACCAACGGAUGAAAUUUCAAUAAAUAAUAUAAAAUGUCUUUAA
Wyeomyia smithii (pitcher-plant mosquito) is the source of this 1699-nucleotide messenger RNA. RefSeq names its product leucine-rich repeat and death domain-containing protein 1-like. The transcript is spliced from 2 exons. NCBI's taxonomy places the organism in Eukaryota, Metazoa, Arthropoda, Insecta, Diptera, Culicidae. The record is from RefSeq and is a predicted model, not a curated record. Gene Ontology annotation, molecular function: protein binding. Bases 121 to 1620 code for a protein of 499 amino acids.